Stylophora pistillata is the source of this 5392-nucleotide messenger RNA. RefSeq names its product mitogen-activated protein kinase kinase kinase 4. Gene Ontology annotation, molecular function: protein kinase activity; ATP binding. Lineage: Eukaryota; Metazoa; Cnidaria; Anthozoa; Scleractinia; Pocilloporidae. Gene Ontology annotation, biological process: MAPK cascade; protein phosphorylation. The record is from RefSeq and is a predicted model, not a curated record.
GGCGGAGGUGGAGGACGUCUCGGAUGAGCAACAACAAAUCUCAGGUUCGCCUGGUGACGACUUCGAAAUCGAUCCAGCAGAACUUUUUGAAAACCAGGGAUGUUUGGGUGUUGAAAUAUUUCCAGCGGAUGAUAGAGGAUCUGGCUCAGAGUUUGACUCUGAGCGCGAAGAGACUGUUGAUUUGUCAUCUGAGAAUGAGCUUUCCGACAAUUUUCCAUAUGGGAUGACUCCGCCGAGAAAUAUAAGAAGACGUAAAGAGAAAUCAAGAAGAGAAAAAGAUAAAUUGCAGUCUUUCCUGAAGAGUCCUUUAACUUUUCAAUAUGGAUCUAAUCCUUCGGAAAAAACAGAGCUGGACAGACGGAAAAAGCGAGGUUCUACUCAGCUGACAAACGAACGAGCCUUCCAGAGACAACUCAAGCGAGGCAGUGUUGAUGUUGGAUUUGCCAGUGCUGAAAGUGGUGUCCAUUCGUCAGACACCUCAAAAUCUUUAGAGGUGCCCUGCAUCAAGAUCGAAACCUCAAGUCCAUUCAUGUCCUUGGACUGUGUUUGCGAGGAUUCUUCGGACACUUCAGGUAUAAAUAUGCGCGCCAGCAUUGUCACAGAAUCCAUAGCCAUUACUCGAAGAAAUGCUCCAGGGCACAAGAAGGCAACUCGCUCAGAAUCUGAUCCUCAUAGUUCUUCUACAUCUAGGAAUUUACUCGAUCCUUUUUGUCCAGAGGCGAGAAUGGAGUUCUAUAGAACAUUUUCUCUUUUGAUUAAACUGGGCUCAUUGGCCCACAAACAGCAAGAAAGACAUUAUGGAGUUGAUAACAGUGCCCUUGAGAGGCAAAGCUCAGAAGAAAAUAAGAAAUGGCAAGUGGAAUUUUCACAAGCACUUUGGCUUGAACUGCAGGCAUGGCAUGCAAACCGAACCAUGGAAGAACAGGAUCAGUAUUUAGUUCAAGCUCGUGAUAAUGUUAAAGAGGUGCUGGAUGAGGUUAUAAAUUUUAAAGUUAAGAAACAAGAUGGGAACAGUCAGAUUUCAAAUGAGGAAACUGAGAACAACAAUUUAAAAAUCAGUCACAAUGUGAAUGGAGAUUCUGGCAUUCUUAAUGGUGAUGAAACCAUCAGUGGUACAAAUGAGGAUUUGCUUAGUUUAACACAGUCAUCAUAUCUAGUAGAUCCAUCAAUGCACAGUUCUUGCACAGUAGAUCAAGUAAAUCUUUAUCAGACAUCAGACACAAAUCACUCUGUAAUUGAAAACAGUGAGCUUUCUUCUGAAACAGAUAGCUUUCAGAAUGUCCGUGACAGAGAUGCACCAGAUUAUAGAGCUAUGAGAAACAGACUGUCGUUAGAUUUUAAUCAUAGAAACCAAAAACGUUAUUUUAAUGAGGCAAGAGAGGAAUGUUUCUCAGAUAAAACACACUGUCAGCUGAAAGCUGCCAUUGAUCAAGUUACGGAACUCUUUGACAAAUUGGAAAUGAUCGAGCAUCUUUAUCCCACUCGCAAGAACCUUGGAGAGCAAAAUCAACUGUACACAGGCCAAGAAUUCACAAGGAACUUUGAAACAUUGUGUUUGUGGUUCAAUGUAACCAGGGAAUUAAACUACAAGCUACAUUCAAUUGCUAAGUUUGUUGGUGUGAAUCCAGAUGAGACAAAAGUUUGGCAAGAUUGGUUAGAUGUUGGUCUUGGAAGAUUGGGUAAUAUGUGCCCAGCCUCUGACUUGAAUCUUGAUGACAAUGAAACUUAUUAUUCAUUAUCUGACGACGACAAUGAUGAUGAUGAUGAUGAGGAGGAGGAGGGGGAGGAGGAGGAGGAGGAAGAUGACAACGAUGACAGCAAUGAUGAUGCUGCUGAUGAUACGGAACAAGGAAAUGGAGGAUUAUCAGGUACUCUUCCUUCAUCCCCAAUUAGAACAAUGACAUCUGAAAGUCAGGCAAGCACAAGCACACCUACACGGCUGUCAAGAACAAGCAGCAACUUGUCCAACUUCAAGUGGAGUUCAACAUCAAGAUACAGACCAUUUGUUGACCACAGCAUCAAGAAGAUGGGGUUGAUAAAACUUGGAAAGAGACUGGGAGACAUUCUGGACACAAGUAUGAUGAAGGCUAGACAAGCCUUGGUGCUUCCGAGCAACAAAUGCCAGGACAACGAAUGCCAGUGCAGUAACCCUGUUAAAUUGGAGCAUAGGAAGUGGUCUGUCAAUAAUUUGGAUGCACUUAUUAAUGGAAAAGAAGAACCAAUUCAACUCUUCCGCUGUAGCUGUCAUCCUCACAGAAGAGCAAUGUACUGUGGGAAUGAGAAUUUUGAUCAAGGGAUUUGGGUGGAGGAGUUCAUUAAAGAAACUGGUUUGCCCUCUUUCCGAUCAUUGUACCUGUUUCUGUCACGAGUUCCACUAGACAUCAUCCAUGAAUGUUUGCGUCUGAGGUUGCAGCAUCGGCCUAAGGGGGAGCCUUCAUCAUUGAGUGUAAGACAGCUUCUGCGGGAAUGUAAAGAUGUGCUGUUAGGUGGUGUUCUGGUGAAAGAUUAUUACCUGGAUCUUGUGAGUGGAAUUUCAAACUCAGAAGAUGUAAGCAAGGAAAACACAGAGAGUGACAUUGAAGGCUUUGAGCAGGAUCUUCAGAGUUUGUUACAGGUAUAUUUUGAGUACUUGCACAAUGUCAUCCAUUUGGUCCAGAGGCUUCCUCAGGCAUCCAAAGGACUAAAGAACAUUCUUGAAGAAGAGUGGAGCUUUGUUAAGAAACAUUGCCGCCAUAUUAGAGGAGGAGAAGUAGAAGGAGGAACGAGAUUUUGUGUCAUGGCCUCAGGACUGCUUGAGUCAACUGGUGACUUUUUGGAGUCUGAACUGGAUCAGAGCUGCUCGGAUCUUCACAACAACACUGAUCACAGUGAGGAUCUCAGGAGGAAAGUGCUAGAGGCUUGUAGAGGUUUUAAACAUUUGUUUAAUGAAGCAAGAGAAAGGGCUUCUAAAGCCCUUGGCUUCACUAAGAAACUCCAGAAUGACCUUGAAAAUGCUGCAAAGUUUACCAUUGAUGUUCCUAUGAAUGAGCUUUUGAUGAGACUAGAAGCUAGUGGACAUGUACAGGUUGUAGCAAGACACAUGGCUGGACUUUUUCUGUUUGUGCCAAAAACAAUGGUGAAGAGAAAAUGUCAAAUUAUCCACCUGUUGAAUUCUUGCUGUGUUCAUGAAGAAUAUGGUGAUCAAGUUGUUUCUGAUGUUUCUGGAUAUCUCCUGAUUUUGCCACCAUGUGCCCCAGAGAAUGGAAAUGACGUGCCUGUAACAUGGAAUGGCAAGAAGGUUGUGGUGAGCCCAACCAUGGAUACUGCCAUCAGUUUAGCUGACAUACAGGUUGGGGGCAUGAUUUUGGUUGUACAGAACUCUAAAGAGCUGGAUGAUCAGCGCAAAGUAUUUCUUGACAGCAUGAGUCUUGCUGUCAGCGCUGUCAAGCAAAGGACAUCCAGUCAUCAAGCUAUUGCUGAAGCACUUGAUGAAUUGCAGUAUCAAAAAGAGGUGGCACGAUUGGUAUUUGGGGAGAGAAAGGACACUCUUGGACAAAAUAUGCUGAAAUUUUCCAAGAAAUGGAUGAAGUUUGUGAUGACAAAGUGUGAGAGGGGAAGAGGCACACGACCAAGAUGGGCCAAUCAAGGUCUUGACUUUCUUACAGUAGCAUGUGAUCCCAAGACACUAAAAACUUUAUCAGAGUCUGCAUUCCAGGAAUUGAAAAAGGCCAUUAAUGGGUGCAUCUGUCAUGUGAUCGGAAGUGCAGAAAGCUGCAGUGGAGCAACCAGCGCAGCAUACAGAUCUCAGAGUCCAGCUUGUCCGUCCCCAGUGUUUGGCAGAAGUGGUUCCACAGGAGGACUUCUGAGACCACUGUCAUGGCCGGCAGGAAAGCCGUCCAAAUUCCAAGGGGACCCAGCGGAUUCUGAUGAAAAUCAAUCUACGCGACGGCAGUUGUCAGACCCUGUGGCUAAGACACAGUUUCAGAGUUUAGCAACAGAUGCCACUGUGAACGAUGCUGAAGGUGAAAAUACUGAUGAAGGUGAAAGGGAUGGUGUGAAACAUAAGGAUAGCUUUGUAGCAGCACCAGAUGCACCCCGGUUAGAAAAAGUUCGUCACUCUCUGAAGAAACUGGAAAUGAAGAGAAAUGAGUAUCUAUGUGAAAAGCAUGUGAUUGGUCGAGUGAGCAACAGACGCCGUGAUAUAGUCAAGGAGCUGGCAUGUAUUUCCAACAGAAAAGUGCCAUUUAAGUGGCAGCGAGGAAAUAAAAUAGGUGAAGGUCAGUUUGGAAAAGUGUACGCUUGUGUUAAUUUGGAUACGGGUGAAAUGAUGGCUGUGAAACAGAUCAAAUUUCAGCCAAAUGAUCAUGGUGAAAUACGUGAUCUAGCUGAUGAAAUAAAGAACUUUGAGGGAAUACGACAUGAAAGUCUUGUGAAGUACUAUGGUGUGGAACUCCAUAGGGAUGAGAUGUUCAUCUUCAUGGAAUAUUGUGCUGAUGGCACCAUAUCAGACAUUGCCAAACUUGACCUUCCAGAAACAAUGAUCAGAGUGUAUACUUACCAGAUUCUUGUUGCCGUCAGUGUGCUGCACGAAAAGGGUAUUGUGCACAGAGAUGUCAAAGGUGCCAACAUAUUUGUGUCAUCUAAUGGUGUUCUCAAGUUGGGGGAUUUUGGCUCUUCCAUUAAGCUGAAGAAUCCUCUGCAGACAAUCUAUGGAGAGAUCUGCAAUAUACGAGGAACUGUAGCUUACAUGGCACCUGAAGUGAUAACGCUGGAUAAAGGGGCCGGUUACGGCAGAGCGGCAGACAUCUGGAGCAUUGGAUGUGUUGUGGUUGAGAUGGCAACAGGAAAGCCUCCAUGGCCCGACUGUGAUAACAACUUUGUGAUCAUGUUCAAAGUUGGUGAAGGAGCCACGCCUACUAUCCCUGAGAGUUUGAGUGAAGAGGGACAGGAUUUUCUGCUUUGUUGUUUUUUGCAUGAUCCUUAUGAACGACAUACAGCCAGUCAGUUGAUGGACCACUCGUUUGUCAAGGUAGAUUUCUAAAGUGCUGUUAAAGCUUCAUGCAGAUUGGAGCUAUUGAUGUCCUAGUGGAAACGUUCUGAACUAAUUUGUUCAAGUACUAUCGACUUGGCAGCAAUUUGGUUUGUGGCUCAAGAAUCAUCUGAGGACGGUUACUCGACCUGCUGAGACCAAAACCUCAUCCGUCCCAAAGCGUGUGGGUGAGUCUCGCCCUUACAGUUGCUAUGCAACAGUGAACUCGUACGUCAUACUGACCAGACAACGAUCGGAGUACUCGCCAGUACUUAUCCUAAAGUUUGAUUGAUAAGUUAGAAUCGGAUAAUCUUUGUCAACUUAAAGAAGGCUAGGCAAAGACAAGGCUAUUUCUUCCAAAUGCAAUUUUAAAAAAGAAGCUAU